AUGAAUCGACCACAACAAAAUCGGGUGUCUUCCGGGCCGGCGCCUAGGAAAAGACGAUACAAUGUUUUGUUCUUUGGAAAUACUGGGUCUGGAAAAGCUGGCAUGAAGAAUAAGAUUGUUUACAAUGAUUUCCGUGUGUCCAGUAAUCCUUACGAUCCAACACUCGAAGAUAGUCAUCAAAUAAACAUCACUAUCGGUUCCGAACAGUGUUUCGUAAAUAUUAUGGAAUUGAAUUACGAUGAUCGAUAUGCCGGUUUGUUUGAGCCACUGAUUAGAGACGCCGAUGGGAUAAUAUUGAUGUAUUCAAUCUGCUCGCCCGAAUCCUUCUCUGUUCUAGAAGCCCUCUGGACUCUUGUGAAACUUGUGAAAGUUCCAGAAAAAAAGGGGUUAUAUGUGGAAGUAGUCGGGACUAUGAGUGAUAUGUGGGAAAAAAGGAGUGUCAAGACUGAGGAUGGGAAGGCAUUAGCCGAAAGGCUAAAUUGCGGGUUCUCAGAAUGUUCAGCAAAAGAAGGCGAGAAUUGUGACGUUCUAAUUGAGAAUUUGAUUAGAAAAAUUAUUGUUGGGCGCGAGCAGGAGCAGAUUUUGAGGGACGCGAGACGGAGAAAAGAAGACGAUGAGAGGGAGGAAAGAGAGAGAAAGAAAAAUGGGGUUGUGAAGAGGGUUUUGAAGAGAUGUAUGGAAAUAAUGACCAUGGGAACCUAA
Molecule: messenger RNA, 702 nt
Organism: Botrytis deweyae
Lineage: Eukaryota; Fungi; Ascomycota; Leotiomycetes; Helotiales; Sclerotiniaceae
Exons: 3
Coding region: 1-702 (233 amino acids)
Biological process (GO): signal transduction
Cellular component (GO): plasma membrane
Molecular function (GO): GTPase activity; GTP binding; GDP binding
Source: RefSeq, a predicted model, not a curated record